ACCGGCGGCCCCACAGACCGCACCGCCGGCCAUUCAAAUCUCUUGCUCCUACCAGAUAAGUCAGAUAUAACGGUUAGCUCUUGCAAGAUAAGAUGUUUGGCAAAGACUGCGCCCUCGAAGUUGAGCCAGCCAUUUCUGGUCGACUUGCACCACCAUGGCACCAGCACUCAAGACCACUCUGGCUCUGCAAGAUGCCAAACCCUAUGCCUUCGAGUGUCCUACAGCAACGACCGCCUUGAUCAUCAUCGAUAUCCAACGGGACUUUGUUGACCCCGGUGGUUUCGGCUCCAUACAAUGUGGCAACGACGCCGUCUUUUCCAGAGCACGCGCAAUUGUCCCUGUUGUCAAGAAACUGCUUGACGCCUUUCGAUCGUUUGGAGGGCAUGUAAUUCACACGCGUGAAGGACAUGAACCGGGUCUUGCUGAUCUUCCUGCCGCCAAACGGCUCCGUCAAAUUUCCAACCCGGUCGGUCACCAUAGUCUGGGAAUUGGUGAUCAGGGACCCAUGGGCAAGCUCCUCGUCCGAGGAGAAUAUGGCCACGAUAUCGUGGAUGAACUCACCCCCUGGCCGGAUGAGACAGUCAUUGACAAGCCAGGAAAAGGAAGCUUUUGGGGCACGAAUAUUCACAGGAUCUUGCUUGCACGUGGAAUAACCCAUCUAGUAUUUGCGGGAGUAACAACAGAGUGCUGUGUCAGUACAACACUGCGCGAAUGUGCUGACCGAGGCUAUCAAUGCAUUGUGUUGGAGGACUGCACGCAGGGGUUCGAUGCUCAGCAGGUGACCACAUCACUGGACAUUAUUUCGGGGCAAGAUGGAUUGUUUGGGUUCGUCGGCAACAGCCCAGACUUUUUCCAAGCAAUCGAUCGAGCAUCAGCCAAAGCCUUGACCCAAGGGCUGGCACUGACGCCGCCUGCAACACCCAUGGGACACGAGGACUCGGAACCUCGCUUCGGUUUCCUUCCAGACGAAAGCGUUCCAUCAGUCGACCAGUUGUUGACUGAUUACCGACAAAGUAUCCGGUGCCCCGUCGAAGUCAUCAAGUCUCUGUACAAACGAAUCAACCAGUACAAAGAAGUGGAUCCAGCGGUCUGGAUUCACCUUGAGCCCGAAGCGAACGUGCUGCAUGCAGCAACCAAGCUAGUCAACAAGUACAAGGGAAAGGCGUUACCACCAUUAUAUGGUAUUCCCUUCUCGGUCAAAGACACCAUCGAUGUCGCGGGAGUGCCAACAACAGCGGCCUGUCCGAGUUAUGCAUACACUCCUCAAGUGAGCGCUACAGCAGUCCGACGUGUGCUCGAUGCCGGCGCGUUGUUUAUCGGCAAAGUGAACCUUGACCAGCUGGCCACUGGCCUGUCUGGCUGCCGCUCCCCAUAUGGAACCCCCCACAGUGUCUUUAGCGACAAGCACAUAUCCGGUGGCUCUUCCUCUGGAUCAUGUGUUUCGGUCGGGGAGAGACUCGUGUUGUUCGGUCUCGCAACAGACACCGCUGGUAGUGGUCGAGUCCCAGCUGCAUUUAAUGGGAUCGUUGGCUUCAAGCCCACCAAAGGGACUGUUUCCGCUCGCGGUCUUGUCCCGGCCUGCCGCACGCUCGACACAAUUACCGUCGUUGCUCCCUCUAUUACCGAGGCUCGCAAAGUCUGGCAAGUCAUUGCACAUCAUGACCCGGAGGAUCCAUACUCCAAACUUCCCCAUACGCUUCCUACAUGGCACAUUGACUACCGAGGCCCGCGUGUUGGUGGGUUCACCUUUGCCGUUCCUCCACCAACAAUCCUAAAAGUCUGCAAAAAAGAAUACCGGGAGCUGUUCUCCUCUGCCGUCUCAGCACUGCAAUCAUGCGGAGGUACGCUCAAGGAAGUAGAGUACACACCCUUUUCUGCUGCUGGAGACCUCCUCUACGAUGGAAGUCUCCUACACGAGCGCAUUCAUUGCAUUGGCCACCGGUUCCUACAGUCCAACUUACCCGACAUGCAUCCUGUGAUCAGAGAGCUGUUUGACAAAGCCAUGUCAAACCCCCCGUCGGUAUACGAUGCGUUCCGCGACCAGGCUCUUCAGGCGCGGCUGACAAGGGAGGUGCAAGGUGUCUUUGAUGUGCUAAACGGUGGGGUAGAUGUUCUCGUGGUGCCGACUACCACGCAGCACCCCACCAUCAAGGAGAUGGAGGCUGAUCCGUUGAAAUUGAAUAGUGAGCUGGGGACUUUUACGCAUUGUGCAAAUGUGGUAGAUUUGUGUGGUGUCUCGGUACCAGCAGGGACUUGGUUGUGGGGACAAGAAGGUGAUGAGCGGAAGAUGCCUUUUGGCAUCACAAUCUUGAGCGCGAGCGGGUAUGAUGCAAAGGUUUUGGAUAUUGCCGGGGUCUUUGAGGAGGAGAUGAUGCAGCGCGAGACUUUCAGACUAUGAGAAAUGACGGGCUUGGCGAGACACAUGUCAUAGCAACGAUCUUUCCCUUGUCAGAGUUGAGAUGAUUUAUUUAGUAAUUCCAGUUCCGCC
This is a messenger RNA of Podospora pseudocomata, 2488 nucleotides long. RefSeq lists its product as uncharacterized. Gene Ontology annotation, molecular function: catalytic activity. The coding region runs from base 155 to 2398 and encodes 747 amino acids. The record is from RefSeq and is a predicted model, not a curated record. The transcript is spliced from 2 exons. Lineage: Eukaryota; Fungi; Ascomycota; Sordariomycetes; Sordariales; Podosporaceae.